Molecule: messenger RNA, 165 nt
Organism: Gaeumannomyces tritici R3-111a-1
Lineage: Eukaryota; Fungi; Ascomycota; Sordariomycetes; Magnaporthales; Magnaporthaceae
Exons: 3
Coding region: 1-165 (54 amino acids)
Source: RefSeq, a predicted model, not a curated record
AUGGGCAACCUCCGGUGCCGCUGGUAUGCCCUGUCUAGUGCGGUGCCUACUAUCGCCUUGCAAGCUUGCUCCCGACCAAGCAAGGCCACCCUGAAGUUUUUGCUCGAUCCUAAGGGCCGACUGUUGAACCGCUAUUCUGGCGCAUGCGGUUGCGAGAUGGAGUAG